GCGCUGUGCUGGGGGACCCGGGAGCGGGGGGGAGCUGUAGCGGGAGCGGGCCCGGCGGGGCCCGGCCAGGCCGCCAUGUACGCGGGGCUGCAGGAGCUGGGGGUGGCCAACGGCGAGGACCUGAAGGAGACGCUGACCAACUGCACGGAGCCGCUGAAGGCCAUCGAGCAGUUCCAGACGGAAAAUGGAGUGCUCCUGCCCUCGCUGCAGUCCGCCCUGCCCUUCCUGGACCUGCACGGCACCCCCCGGUUGGAGUUCCACCAGUCGGUUUUUGACGAGCUGAGGGAGAAGCUGUUGGAGAGGGUCUCUGCCAUCGCUUUGGAAGGGAAGGUUGAGGAGAGAUACAAGAAGCUGGAAGAUCUUCUAGAGAAGAGCUUUUCCCUGGUCAAGAUGCCUUCCAUACAGCCUGUGGUAAUGUGUGUCAUGAAGCACUUGCCCAAGGUCCCUGAAAAGAAGCUGAAGUUAGUAAUGGCCGAUAAGGAUUUGUAUAAAGCAUGUGCAGUGGAGGUGAAGCGCCAGAUUUGGCAGGAUAACCAGGCUCUGUUUGGUGAUGAGGUAUCUCCGCUUCUGAAGCAAUAUAUCCUGGAGAAAGAAAAUAUUCUCUUCAGCAAUGAUAUUUCUGUCUUGCACAAUUUCUUCAGUCCGUCUCCCAAAACAAGACGUCAAGGAGAGGUGGUUCAGAAGCUGACCCAGAUGAUUGGGAAGAACGUGAAACUCUACGAUAUGGUGUUGCAGUUUCUGAGAACCUUGUUCCUUCGGACAAGGAAUGUUCAUUACUGCACGCUACGGGCAGAGCUCCUGAUGUCACUGCAUGACCUGGAAAUCAGUGAAAUCUGCACCGUUGACCCCUGUCAUAAGUUCACCUGGUGCCUUGAUGCUUGCAUUCGGGAGAAGUUUGUGGACAACAAGAGAGCUCGGGAAUUGCAAGGGUUUCUGGAUGGAGUGAAGAAAGGACAAGAACAAGUGUUGGGGGAUUUAUCAAUGAUCUUGUGCGAUCCCUUUGCCAUUAACACCUUAGCCUUGAGUACCAUAAGGCACCUGCAAGACCUGGUUGGGCAGGACACCUUACCCAGGGAAAGCCCAGAUCUGCUGCUGCUCCUUAGGAUGCUGUCUUUGGGACAGGGGGCCUGGGACAUGAUUGACAGUCAAGUCUUCAAGGAACCAAAAAUGGAAGCUGAGUUGAUCACAAAGUUCUUGCCUAUGCUGAUGUCCUUUGUGGUGGAUGACCACACCUUCAAUGUCGAUCAGAAACUGCCCUCAGAGGAGAAGGGGCCAAUUCCCUAUCCCAGCACCAUUCCUGAAGCUUUCACCAAAUUCUUGCAGGAGAACAGAAUAGCGUGUGAGAUUGGCCUGUAUUACAUCCUUCACAUCACUAAACAGAGGAACAAGAAUGCUUUCCUUAGGCUCCUGCCGGCACUAGUUGAGACAUUCAGUGACUUGGCCUUCAGUGAUAUUUUUCUGCAUCUCCUUACUGGUAACCUCACGUUGCUGGGUGAUGAAUUUUCACUUGAGGAGUUCUGUACCAGUCUCUUUGAUGGCUUCUUUCUCACUGCCUGCUCAAGAAAGGAGAACGUACAUAGACAUGUGCUAAGACUGCUGCUUCAUCUGCAUCACAAAGUGGCGCCUACCAAAUUAGAGUCUCUCCAGAAGGCUUUGGAACCCACCAAGCAGAGUGGGGAAGCUGUGAAGGAGCUUUAUAACCAACUCACUGAGAAACUGGAGCUCCGUAAGCCAAGUCCAGCCGAAGCAACUGAGACUCCCUCCAUGGAACUGCCCUUGCCCACUGUGCCCACACCAGCCUCGCGCUGAGCUAUGUCUGUAGUGCAAGAGUGAGACAGGAGAAGAAAUAACCUAGUGUUCUGCAGCAUGAAGGCACUGUACUGCCUUUCAAGUGUCUCUGCCUACAGGGUGGAAACAACAAAAAAAAGCCACUGAAGCUCUUUCAGGAAACACUGCAGUUGGCCCAACUCACUGGCUCUUGCUGGUUAGAAAACUCUGUAUGCAGUACAUUGCAAAGGUUUACUUUUCUUAAAGGUAGCUGAAUGUCAUCUUGUAGAUCCACUUAAAAUCUGACUGUACUUUUUUUUUUCCCCCAAAAAGAAAAUGCAUAUUUUUAAGCUUGGCAUCUUGUAUUUUUAAACUCUACUUUAAGAACUGA
This is a messenger RNA of Grus americana (Whooping crane), 2158 nucleotides long. It is a transcript of the gene NELFB, whose product is annotated as negative elongation factor complex member B. The coding region runs from base 76 to 1809 and encodes 577 amino acids. Lineage: Eukaryota; Metazoa; Chordata; Aves; Gruiformes; Gruidae. Gene Ontology annotation, biological process: negative regulation of transcription elongation by RNA polymerase II. The transcript is spliced from 13 exons. The record is from RefSeq and is a predicted model, not a curated record. Gene Ontology annotation, cellular component: NELF complex; nucleus.